Messenger RNA from Entamoeba invadens IP1, 957 nucleotides. RefSeq lists its product as hypothetical. The coding region runs from base 1 to 957 and encodes 318 amino acids. The transcript has a single exon. The record is from RefSeq and is a predicted model, not a curated record. Lineage: Eukaryota; Evosea; Mastigamoebida; Endamoebidae.
AUGAACUUUCAGAAACGUGAGAUUAGCGUAUUAAACGGGACAGUGUGCUGUGGGACACAACAGGGUGUUCGGCUUUUGAGGUGCACAGAAAACUAUGUGAGUGUGCUUUCACAACUCUUUUUACCAAUAUUAAACGUACGUUCCAUAGCUUUAGUGGAUGAGAACACAGUAGCGUAUUGCUGCUAUGCCAAUAAAGACACUUCGCCAUCUGCAGUUUACAUACAGAAAGUGUUUUGGGAACAAACACCUGCAAAGGAACUUAUUGCGUUAGAGAAACAAACGGUUGUGAAAACAGAGAAAAUGACACUUCGCUUUCCGGAGGAAAUCCACUUUGUGAAUUGUCUUGAUAACAAGUUGAUUGUAGUCGCAAACACACACAUUUUUGUAUAUGAAACAAUAGAGUUCCGUACUAUCGAAACUCAUCCAAUUGUAUACCCACUGCUAGUCGACGCAACAAUCUUAGACGGCAACUUGGUGUAUUCCAACGUCGAUAAUUGCCAAAUACAGUUUGUCUACGUCGGGGGUGUCAAGUCUUCGUUGGAUAUUGACAAAGAAGAGUUCACUUUUGUCCGAAUAUUGAAUGACAACUACGCUAUUGUUGGGACGUCGACAUUUGCUUAUUUCCAUGCACUCAAAACACGAAACAAACAGAUUAAACUUAGUUUUGAUACGACUUAUAUCGAGUGUGUAGCGUCAAUAAUGUUCGGCAAAUAUUGUGUUAUUGUAAUGAGGAACGCGGAUGGUUCGAAAAUGUUGGCAUUUAACACAACGGUGUCUUCUACUACUUCGCCUUGUUUUACUUUUGAGCUUGUCCCAUAUGAUGUUCCAUGCUUCUUAACACAAAUACAAAAUGACGGUAAACUAUUCUUGGUUCUUUUCUCAAGAAAGUCAUUCAUAUUCUUCGACUCUGACAUGAAGUUUGUCACACAGAAAACAUAUAAAAUAGGAAGACCUUAA